AUGAACCAGAGGACAGGAACCAGAGGACAGGAACCAGAGGACAGGAACCAGAGGACAGGAACCAGAGGACAGGAACCAGAGGACAGGCACCAGAGGACAGGAACCAGAGGACAGGAACCAGAGGACAGGAACCAGAGGACAGGGACCAGAGGACAGGCACCAGAGGACAGGAACCAGAGGACAGGGACCAGAGGACAGGGACCAGAGGACAGGGACCAGAGGACAGGGACCAGAGGACAGGCACCAGAGGACAGGAACCAGAGGACAGGGACCAGAGGACAGGGACCAGAGGACAGGGACCAGAGGACAGGGACCAGAGGACAGGAACCAGAGGACAGGAACCAGAGGACAGGAACCAGAGGACAAGAACCAGAGGACAAGAACCAGAGGACAGGAACCAGAGGACAGGAACCAGAGGAGAGGAACCACAGGACAGGGACCAAAGGACCAGAGGACAAGAACCAGAGGACAGGAACCAGAGGACAGGGACCAGAGGACAGGAACCAGAGGAGAGGAACUAGAGGAGAGGAACCAGAGGACAGGGACCAGAGGACAGGAACCAGAGGACAGGAACCAGAGGACAGGAACCAGAGGAGAGGAACCAGAGGACAGGGACCAGAGGACAGGAACCAGAGGACAGGGACCAGAGGACAGGGACCAGAGGACAGGAACCAGAGGACAGGAACCAGAGGACAGGAACCAGAGGACAGGGACCAGAGGACAGGCACCAGAGGACAGGAACCAGAGGACAGGAACCAGAGGACAGGGACCAGAGGACAGGGACCAGAGGACAGGGACCAGAGGACAGGGACCAGAGGACAGGAACCAGAGGACAGGAACCAGAGGACAGGAACCAGAGGACAAGAACCAGAGGACAAGAACCAGAGGACAGGAACCAGAGGACAGGAACCAGAGGAGAGGAACCACAGGACAGGGACCAAAGGACCAGAGGACAAGAACCAGAGGACAGGAACCAGAGGACAGGGACCAGAGGACAGGAACCAGAGGAGAGGAACCAGAGGAGAGGAACCAGAGGACAGGGACCAGAGGACAGGCACCAGAGGACAGGAACCAGAGGACAGGAACCAGAGGAGAGGAACCAGAUGA
Molecule: messenger RNA, 1107 nt
Organism: Knipowitschia caucasica
Lineage: Eukaryota; Metazoa; Chordata; Actinopteri; Gobiiformes; Gobiidae
Source: the annotation of a GenBank genome assembly